Messenger RNA from Malus domestica (apple), 1242 nucleotides. Its product is annotated as protein FAR1-RELATED SEQUENCE 5-like. Gene Ontology annotation, biological process: regulation of DNA-templated transcription. NCBI's taxonomy places the organism in Eukaryota, Viridiplantae, Streptophyta, Magnoliopsida, Rosales, Rosaceae. The record is from RefSeq and is a predicted model, not a curated record.
AUGACUAUUGAAGUUACGGGAACUGAUGAAAUCCCUAUUCAAGUUAUGGAAGCUAUGGAAGCUAAUGAGAUGACUAUUGAAGUUACGGGAACUAAUGAAAUACCUGUUCAAGUUAUGGAAGCUAAUGAAAUGCAAGUUCCAAUGGAAAAUCAGUCAGAAAUUGUAGCUGGUAUUUGUUUUUUCUAUCCUCAAGUAACAGAUGAGUUCAAGCCUACCAUAGGUCAAAGUUUCGAAACAUUAGACGAAGUGCUUGAAUUUUACAACAAUUAUGCAAGGGAGGCUGGGUUUAGUGUCCGAAUGCAUUCAAGUAAGAAAAAUAAGGAUGGUGAGAUCACGAGAAAGGAGUUUGUGUGCAACAAAGAGGGAAGUAAUACAAAAGAAUGGAUUGGUGACGAACAAAAGCGUCGUGGAUUAACCAAAAAGGGUUGUAAAGCAAGAUUGAUAGUUGUGAGAUCUAAACUUGGUGGGUAUGCAAUCACCAUAUUUGACGAGGGUCAUAAUCAUCCAAUGACAUCCCCAAGAAGACGCCACUUGCUAAAGUCUCAUCGCAAGGUUACUAAGUGUUAUAAAAUAUUAGUUGAUCAGCUAGACAUGGCAAACAUACCUCCACACAAAAAAUUUGACAUUCUUGGAUUGCAGGUAGGUGGAAUUGAAAAUGUUGGUUGUACACAAGAAGAUUUAAAUAACUAUCGAGGAAAAGUGCGAAACAAGAUGAAGGGGCAUGAUGGAAAAAUGUUGCAUGAUCAUUUUUUGCUAGAGCAAGAAAGAAAUUCUGAAUUCACAUUCAAGAUUCAAGCAAAUGAAGAACACAAGAUUACUCAAUGUUUUUGGGCCGAUGCAAGUUCUAGGCAAGCAUACAAGCUUUAUGGUGAUGUGGUCAUUUUUGACACUACAUACAAUACCAACCGGUAUAGUAUGAUAUUUGCCCCGUUCAUGGGUAUAAACAAUCAUGGUCAAACAAUCAUUUUUGCUGGUGCCUUUCUAAGUGACGAGACGAAAGAUUCAUUCGUUUGGUUAUUUAGAGAAUUUUUGAAUGCCAUGCCUGGUGAUGCUCCAAAAAUGAUUAUUACUGAUCAAGAUCCGGCAAUGACAAAAGCCAUUCCUUACUGUUUUCCAAACACGUUUCAUAGAUUCUGUACGUGGCAUAUUUUGGAUAAGUUCUCGAGCAAGCUUCCUGCGAUGAAAUACAGAGAUCAUUAUUUAGAUUUCAAAGCAUGUAUUUGGGAGUCAGAGACUAGAUAG